Ilex paraguariensis (yerba mate) is the source of this 2162-nucleotide messenger RNA. The record is from the annotation of a GenBank genome assembly. NCBI's taxonomy places the organism in Eukaryota, Viridiplantae, Streptophyta, Magnoliopsida, Aquifoliales, Aquifoliaceae.
AAACCACCCCAUACCCAACAGAAACUAAACUUUUCAAGUAUAAUGCAAGGCUUGGUUGGCUGAACCACAACCAAAAGAUGAAAAGAACAGUCUUCAACCUCGAGCUUCUCUUUAAUGGCUAGACUAGCUCUCUUCACCAUCUUCUUCCUCUUCAUCUCCCUCUUAUCCACGGCACACUCUACAGUCAAACCAGAGAUUAAGGUACAACAGGACAAGGAUGAGCCAUAUGUGGGAGUGAACAUAGGUACAGAUGUAUCAAACUUACUCGCACCUGCAGAUUUAGUUUCAUUUCUUCAGCUACAAAAGAUUUCACACAUACGUCUCUAUGAUGCUGAUAGUGAAAUCCUCAAAGCACUUGCCAAGACCAAAAUUAGAGUCAUUAUCAGUGUACCCAACAACCAGCUUCUUGCAAUUGGGUCCUCCAAUGCCACUGCCGCCACAUGGAUCGGCCGCAAUGUCGUGGCCUACUACCCACAAACCCUCAUUACCGCCAUUGCUGUUGGUGAUGAAGUCUUGACCACCGUACCCAGUUCAGCUCCUAUGCUUAUGCCAGCAAUUGAAUCUCUUUACAGUGCUUUAGUGGCCUCAAAUUUGCAUACCCAGAUAAAGAUUUCAACUCCAAACGCAGCCUCACUUGUUCUUGACCCUUUUCCACCUUCUCAGGCCUUUUUCAAUCAAACCCUAAGUCCAAUAAUUUCACUAUUAUUGCAAUUCUUAUCGAGAACCAAGUCGCCUUUGAUGAUGAAUUUGUACCCUUACUAUGUGUUUAUGGAAAACAAAGGGGUUGUUCCCAUAGAUAAUUCACUUUUCAAGCCUUUGACACCCUCAAAAGAAAUGGUUGAUCCUAACACUUUGCUUCACUAUACAAAUGUUCUUGAUGCUAUGAUUGAUGCUGUUUACGUUUCUAUGAAGAAUCUGAAUGUUACGGAUGUGGUGGUUCUUGUUACUGAAUCUGGGUGGCCUUCAAAGGCUGAUUCCAAAGAGCCUUAUGCAACAAUUGACAAUGCGGAUACAUAUAACUCGAACUUGAUUAAGCAUGUUUUCGAUCACAAUGGGACGCCAUUACAUCCGGAAAUCACUUCUAGUGUGUACAUAUAUGAGUUGUUCAAUGAGGACUUGAGGUCACCACCAGUAUCCGAGGCUAACUGGGGUCUAUUUUAUGGGAAUUCAACGGCAGUGUACCUGCUUCAUGUGUCUGGAAUUGGUACAUUUUUGGCUAAUGACACAACGAAUCAGACAUAUUGCAUAGUCAUGGAUGGGGUUGAUACAAGAACAUUGCAAGCGGCAUUGGAUUGGGCUUGUGGACCGGGAAGGGCGAAUUGUACAGAGAUUCAGCCAGGAGAGAAUUGUUACCAGCCUAAUAAUGUGAAAAGCCAUGCUUCUUAUGCAUUUAAUAGCUAUUACCAGAAGGAAGGGAAGGCUGCUGGGUCUUGUGACUUUAAGGGUGUGGCCAUGAUCACCACCAGUGACCCAAGUCACGGGAGUUGUAUAUUUCCUGGAAGUAACGAGAUAGACAAUAAAACAGGCCAGGUGGUUAACUCAACACAAGUGAGUGGUGCAGAUGCAAUUCGAUUCAUUGGUCUCCAUGGCACUCUAAUAAGUGCAUUCAAGAAGAGUUCAUGUGUUCUCUUGGGCUUCACCUUUGCUCUGUCAUUUAAUUCAUUGCUUCUAUAACCAAAUGUUGAGAAAAUAACUUCAUGGGUGAUUAUUCUUUUGGACAAAUGAUCGAUCUUUUGCUGGCCUCCUGGGGUAAAUAUGUUGUAAUUAGUGCAAUUCCUUAAGGGGGUUUGUACCAUAUCCUGCCCUGGUAGCAGCACACAAGGCACCAACAUAGAGAAGGGCAAUUUUGGGGUUUAAUAAUGGUGAAGAUGAGCAAGUUGUAUCCUUCAAAAAGCAUUAAUCUCUUCUUUUUUUUUUUUUUUAAUUUCUCAUAUGCUGUUCUUUUCUACAUUGGUUUUGUAUGUAUGAGGAAUUAGUCCUAUAAUAAAGGCUUCCCCAUUUUGGUAGUGAUGGUUGCUUCAUUGUUGUGGUUGUGGGGUCACUGAAAGGUAUCAAUAAUGGAGAAAAGAUUGGUAAAGUCAUACAUUGAUCAGUUGUUGCAGUCCAUUAAUGUAGCUGGGUCCUAGCUGGUAUGGUCUCCAUUUUCAUCUCGUGUGUUGAGG